UUGCAGGAAACUUAGUACCCACAAACUUAGGCUUAAUGCCUGGGAACAUUCGUUGUCUGAGGCUCCAUCCAUGUAGCCAACUUAAUUUAAUAUCGAAAACAACACAUGCCAUUCCUCUUUGCGCAUCUAUGAUGCACAUUUGGACUUCGUAAUGUAUACAAUACAUCAUUGUCGCUCGUAAGUGGUAAGCGUGAAGUGGGUACACCCACUUUCAUGAGUUUCCAUGAACAUUCAUGCAGGUCAGUAUAGUCUCAAACAUAUUCGUUGUCGUGUUAGUGUUACGAAUUCUAACAGACAUCGUAAACUAUUAACAAAAAAGUGAAGAGCAAUCCAACAAGAGUGAUGAUGCCUUAUAAAAUGGAAUAAGUCUUCGCACAAAAGCAUAGUCAUUCUUCAUGUCCAUGAGAAUGAAGAAACCAAAAUAUUCUCUCCCUCCCUCCCUCUGUCUUUCCUGCCCCACAUUGCUCUCCAUUAUAUUCAUAAUGUUCGACAGGUCUUGUCAUCCACCUCUAGGUGAAGUUUUCUCUGCACACUCUGUAGCCCCCUGGCCAUGGUGGCUGCAUUGCAGCUUUCUUCCCCUUCUCUUCCACCCUCAAAUCUGAAUCCAAAGUUCAAUCCUAUUGGAACUCUGGCAACUCAUCAGCAAUCAAAAAUUGCUUCAUCAUCACGUUGCAGAUUGUUCAUAACCAACUCUCAGCAGAAGCCACAUCACCUUCAUGACCACAUCCCAACCUUACUCCCACCACCUAAUGAGAACGUUGCGGCGGUCAUAUUCGGCGACGGCGGAUCCUCGGACUCCUCGAGGCUGUACCCUCUUACCAAGAGAAGAUCACAGGCAGCAAUCCCCAUUGCAGCAAACUACAGGCUGAUCGAUGUUGUAGUCAGCAACUGCAUCAACAGCAGCAUCACCAAAAUCUAUGUUCUCACACAGUUCAACUCCACUUCGCUCAAUUCCCACCUCGCCAAGGCCUACUCCCGUCUAGGCCUUGGCCAAGGUGGGUUCGUCGAAGUCGUCGCCGCGUACCAGAGCCUUGAACAUCAGGCUUGGUUUCAGGGGACUGCUGAUGCAAUCAGAAGGUGCUCGUGGGUUCUUGAGGAGCACCCUGUUUCUGAAUUCCUCGUGCUUCCCGGUCACCAUUUGUACAGAAUGGACUACAGGAAUCUGCUGGAGGCUCAUCGGAGGGGGAAUGCUGAUAUAACGAUUGCUGCAUUGGGGUGUUCUUCUGGUCGAAGGGAAGAGCAGGAGGGUUUGGGCAGGUUGGAAGUGAAUUCGAGGAAUCAAGUUGUUGGUUUUCAUGAUGGGAGGCAGGGGAAUUCGGAAGUAAGUUGCAGAGGUGGUGUGUUUGAGAACAUGGGGAUAUAUGUGAUCAACAGGGAUGUCUUGAGAAAGCUUGUACAUGAGAGUUUCCCAGAGGCAAUCGACUUGGGAAGUGAAGUAAUCCAUGGAUCGAUCAUAUCCCUUGGACUUAAGGUUCAAGCUUGUCCAUUCAAUGGGUACUGGGAAGACAUGAGGAGCAUAUCAGCAUUUUACCAGGCCAAUAUGGAAUUCGUCAAGAGAUCAAACAACUGUCAGAGCUUCUACGAUAUGGUUUCGCCUCUAUACACCAUUCCUCGUUGCCUUCCACCGACAACAGUGACUAAUGCCCUUAUUACAGAUUGUGUUAUUGGAGAUGGUUGCAUCCUCAAUAGGUGCAGGAUCAAAGGGAGCGUGGUGGGAAUGAGGACUAGAAUUGGAGAUGGAGUGGUGGUUGAAGAUUCAGUCAUAUUGGGUGCUGAUAAUUACCAAGAUGAUAAGAUUGGUGUUGAGGAGAGGAGGAAGAGGAGUAAUGGGAUGAAUGGCAUAACUAUGGAGGGAGGCAUGAACAACAAUGGAAGGAAUGGUGUUCCAAUUGGAAUAGGUGAUGGAACUCUUAUGAGGAAAGCAAUUGUGGAUAAAAAUGCAAGAAUUGGCAAAAAUGUGAAGAUAAUCAACAAAAAUGGAGUACUUGAGGCUGAUAGAGAAAGAGAAGGAUACAUGAUUAGAGAUGGGAUAAUCGUGAUCAUGCGAGGAGCAGUGAUCCCAGAUGAUACAAUUUUGUAACACAAGAUUCCCAACUUUAUCUCUUUAUUUAGUUAUCAUUAAGUUCAUCACUCAUUUGCCCUACUUUGGCGGAUUAUUUGGUUAGUUCAGGCUUAUAUUCGACAUUAUAACAAUAAAGUUGCAUUUAUGGUGAUACCCAUCAUUCAGUUGAGAGCGGAUGGUUUCUUUUGGAGGCUACUGUACCACGUUGUAAUCAAAUUCGUGCAAUUGAUUAAUUGGUUGAUUGCAUAUUCACGAAGUACUUAUGUGAUUUCUAUUGAUACUCGAAGGCUAAAGACUAUCGGCGGAAGAUGACAAUUAGAUGAGUUCUUGAUCUAUUUUGUGACCUAAGAAAUAACAAUGCUCUUC
Molecule: messenger RNA, 2428 nt
Organism: Linum trigynum
Lineage: Eukaryota; Viridiplantae; Streptophyta; Magnoliopsida; Malpighiales; Linaceae
Source: the annotation of a GenBank genome assembly